Messenger RNA from Aspergillus alliaceus, 1647 nucleotides. Its product is annotated as Zn(II)2Cys6 transcription factor domain-containing protein. Gene Ontology annotation, molecular function: zinc ion binding; DNA-binding transcription factor activity, RNA polymerase II-specific. Gene Ontology annotation, biological process: regulation of DNA-templated transcription. The transcript has 2 exons. Lineage: Eukaryota; Fungi; Ascomycota; Eurotiomycetes; Eurotiales; Aspergillaceae. The record is from RefSeq and is a predicted model, not a curated record. The coding region runs from base 1 to 1647 and encodes 548 amino acids.
AUGAACACUCUAAGUCCACCGUCGACGGAACGUCGGUCGCGGGCGAGUCGUCCUAAGGUACGCACGGGUUGUGUGACAUGCAAGGCUCGGCGCAAGAAAUGUGACGAGGCCCGUCCGUACUGCCAUAUGUGUACCAGCACGGGGCGAGAAUGCGGUGGAUACCAUGACACCAUCGACCGAAGGACUCGAGCUGCGCGCAAUAGGAGAGCAGCUGUCGAGGGUUCCUGCAUUAUCACAAAGGUUGAUUCCCGGCAGAGGCAACUUUCUUUGGCAAAGAAAUGCGACUCGUGGAUAUCCCGGCUUCUAAUCGACCCCAGUCAGACAGAUCUGUCACUGUCCGAACGAUGGUAUCUAGGCUUUUUCCGCACCGAUACGUCCGCUCAGUGCGCUGGAUAUUUCCCGCUUGAAUUCUGGGAUCGAAUGGUCCAUCAGAUUAGUGAGGAAGAACCAGCUGUUCGUCACGCUAUCAUCGCCAUCAGUGCCCUGCAUCGAAGCUUCGGGACGAAGGAUUCGCGAGCUCUUGAACAGAACGACCGCAAUUCGUUCCCUCUUCGUCAAUGUAACAAGGCCAUUACUCUUUUACGGCAAAGGCUGCAGGGCGUAGACUUUCAGCAAGACUCUCACGUGCUCAUCACUUUGGUCACUUGCGUUCUCUUCAUAUCGUUUGCUUUUCUCCAGGGAGAUAUCUAUGCCGCUAGCUGCCACCUUCGACAUGGGGCCAGGCUCCUCCAGGACUCGCAAUUUGGUAGUUCUAAGGACGUGUGGAGUUAUGGACCAGUUUUGACGGACGUAUUCUACCAUUUGGAACUGCACUGGUCGAGUCUCAAGGCGCCUGGAAUGGCUACUCUGAGACACGAGCACUCCCUCGUUUAUUCCAUGGCAAUUGGCAACCCAGUCUGGUCGAAGCCUAUACAUUGCCUGAAGGAUGCAUGCAAUCUUUUGGUCGGCCUUGCAUGGCUCAUCUGCGAGAAUGACCCCCAUGACAAGGAGAAAGAUAUGGCCAAGGAAAUUCUCGACAAACACCAAGGGGCGAUCCUAAACAAACUUCAACUUUGGAAAACAGAGUUAGGAACAUCCCUCGCUCGUGAACAGGCAGUUCUAUCUUCAGGAGAUUGCCAUACAUUGGCUGCGCUUGACCUCUGGACUGAGAUCAUCUACAUCCGAGUCUCAACAGAUAGAAUGUCUGCUUAUGGAGAGAGUAGAUUCGACCCUUUCAGAUCGAAUUUCCAGCGGGCAGUCCAGAUCGCCGGAUCCAUACUCGGCGCUGACUUCGACCACUCCCCUACGCCGACAUUCUGUGUCGGCAUGGGCAUGAUCCCACCGCUUUACCUUUGUGCUUUUAGAUGUCGUGACUGGCAUAUCCGAAGAGAGGCGGUGGCGCUCUUGAAAAAAUACAAUCUUCAGGAGGGAGUCUGGACGAGUUCUGGAACGGCGUUUGUCCUGGAGCGUCUUAUUACCAUUGAAUCGGAAGGCCUUACACCAGACGACAGGGUUCCUGAACAUGCGCGGAUCUAUUCAAUGCGGGGGAAUCUUCUGUCAGAUGGGUCGGGCCUACAGCUGUGGUAUCGUCGAUCUCGCUGUGGCAAGUUGAAUGAAAACGAUCGUGAUGAUGUUUGGGAGACCGAAAUUAUGCCUUUUCAAACAUAA